Ostreobium quekettii is the source of this 1113-nucleotide messenger RNA. The record is from the annotation of a GenBank genome assembly. Lineage: Eukaryota; Viridiplantae; Chlorophyta; Ulvophyceae; Bryopsidales; Ostreobiaceae.
AUGCAGUGUGCGGGGAAGAUCGUUGGAGCGAUGAAUCCCCACAACGCCCAGAUCCACUCAGUGGGUCAAAGGCGAUGUAUAAGUUAUCGACCAACAACCGUUGUCCCAACUGUCAGCCCACCGGGGACGUUGCACACAGGGGCCUUGCCUGCACAUGCUCUUGGGCAUGGCCAACCUACUGUGCAGCAGACCCAUCGCAGUUGCAUCCCAUUUGCAGCCAAGGGAACUGAGGCAAUAGGGGAAAGUGAGCCCUUGAACCUGAGUGAAGUUGGGGAGGAAGAAGAGGUGAGCAUCCGCCGUCGACCUCCCUUUGGAAGUGACAGCCAAGCGUGUGGACCUUUGGGCUUCAAGGUGCCCCUGCCUGAUGCCAAUGAGCCCAGGAACAUUCUGGAAGAGAUCGUUUGGUGGAAGGCCAAGGAAAUUGAGAGCAUGAGGGAGGCCAUGCCACUGGCAGCGUUGCAGAGCAAAUUGAGGCUCUGCAAACCAACAAGAGACUUCAAAGGAGCCCUAUCUGAGCGCUUCAAGGCUACAGGCCGACCCGCACUCAUCGCAGAAGUGAAGAAGGCAUCCCCAAGUAAAGGUGUCAUACAACCGGAUUUUGACCCUGUCAGGAUAGCUAAAGGCUACGAGGGAGGUGGUGCCACUUGCCUCAGCGUUCUGACUGAUUCCAAAUACUUUCAGGGGAGCUUUGAGAACUUGCAAUCAAUUCGCAGAGCUGGCGUUGCAUGUCCCCUGCUUUGCAAGGAGUUCAUAGUGGAAGCAUACCAAUUGUUCAAGGCCAGAGUCAGCGGAGCAGAUGCAGUGCUGUUGAUUGCUGCUGUUCUUCCAAACAAGGAUCUCACGUACCUCAUGAAGUCAGCAAAUGCCCUGGGACUGCAGUGCCUUGUCGAGGUGCACAAUGCAGCAGAACUGUCGCGCGUUCUGAGGGUCGACGGAAUUGACAAGCAAAUCAUUGGCAUAAACAACAGGGACCUGACAACUUUCAAGGUCGACCUUGACAACACCAGGCAGAUCCUGGAGAGCGAAGCAGGGCAGCAGGCCAAGGAGAGAGGAAUAAUGGUUGUGGGCGAGUCUGGAAUCUUCACACCGGAAGAUGUGCAGUUCCUACUGGAG